CUCCAUCACCGCCGGUGCGCUCCGCUGCGCCCCCGCGGAGCCUCGCCGGUACCGGCGCGGAAGGGAGGGCGCAGCGCAGCGCAGCCGCCUCGUUUCGCCCGGCGCUGCCAUUGCAGCACGGCUCGGCUCGGCACGUGCUUGCGGGCGCCGCCGACACCCACAGCAAGCGGGACCUGUGCCGAGAGGAGGAGCAGGAGGGGAUCUCUGCAGAGUAGGGCCGGGCCGUGAGGAGCAGCAUGGACCUGGACGUGCUGAACAUGUUCGUCAUCGCCGGCGGCACCCUGGCCAUCCCCAUCCUGGCCUUCGUGGCCUCCUUCCUCCUCUGGCCCUCGGCGCUCAUCCGGAUCUACUACUGGUACUGGCGUCGAGCGCUGGGUAUGCAGGUCCGAUACGUCAACUACGAAGACUACCAGUUUUGUUACUCCUACAGAGGGAGACCUGGCUACCGGCCGUCUAUCCUGAUGCUCCACGGCUUCUCAGCCCACAAGGACAUGUGGCUGUCCAUAGUCAAGUUCCUCCCCAAGAACCUGCACUUGGUGUGCGUUGACAUGCCUGGCCACGAGGGCACGACCCGCUCGGCCUUGGACGAUUACUCCAUUAUGGGACAAGCGAAGAGGAUCCACCAGUUCGUGGAGUGCAUCAAGCUGAACAAGAGGCCCUUCCACCUGGUCGGCACCUCCAUGGGUGGGAACGUCGCUGGAGUUUACGCCGCGCAGUACCCAGAGGAUAUCUGCAGCCUGACUCUUAUCUGCCCCGCGGGUCUGCCGAGUACCAACGACAGCAAAUUCAUCAAGCAGCUCCGGGAGCUGCAGGAGUCUGAGUGCAUCGACAGGAUCCCUUUAAUUCCCUCGACGCCCGAGGAGAUGGCCGACAUGCUGAAGCUCUGCUCCUACGUUCGCUUCAAGGUGCCGCAGCAGAUCCUCCAGGGCCUGGUUGACGUCCGCAUCCCACACAACGAUUUCUAUCGGAAAUUGUUUUUAGAAAUCGUGGAUGAGAAGUCCAGGCACUCCCUCCAGGAGAACAUGGGCAAGAUCAAAGCGCCGACGCAGGUCAUCUGGGGCAAGCAGGACCAGGUCCUGGAUGUUUCUGGUGCCCAGCUCUUAGCGAGCGCCAUCCCGGACUGCCACGUGUCCAUCCUGGAGAACUGCGGCCACUCGGUGGUGGUGGAGCGGCCGCGGAAGACGGCGAACCUCAUGCUGGAGUUCCUGGCGCUGCUGCACAACGCGGGCAACAGCAAGAAGCAGGCGUGACGGGGCCGACGCCGUGCCUGGGAGUCGGAACCUACCGAAGCGUUGAUGAGUUCUCAGGGAUCUUGUACAAACCGUGGUGAACGUGCCAAAGUCCCUGAGGCAGGCAGAGCCACCGCUAACACGAACCUAUAGCACUACUGACGCACUGAUCUAGGACCUCUGAGCAACCUUCGUAGACGCAGGACCAGGACCCGCACCUUUUCUACUCCUAGGUAAAAGCGAGCUGAAAUGACAAAACGCUAGCCAUGCAGCGCGCUGAAGCUCCCUGUGCAGCCCACGUUAUCCCGGUUACCUGCAGAUAGCUGUUAAUGACCUUCACCCGAGGAUAUAAAAGUGCAGAAAGGGGGGAAGCGCCCCGGGCCGAGACUCGCUGUGCCCCCUGCCCCCAGACCCCGCGUUGCAUGCCGCCGUGCUGCGAGAAGCCGUGCUCCAGCGCAGCGCCCUCCUCGUCGUGUAGCUCCUCACCUCGUCGGUCACGCAGAACACAGGAGAAAAAGGCGUGGAAGGCAGACGGCUGCGUGUGCAAACCUGUUUACACUUCUGGCGAGCGGAUUUUUUUCUCCAGUCCCCGAGCAGCUCCUGUGCAUGUGUGAUGCCUUAACAGCCCCCGGGCAGCCUCCGCGUGCGGCCAGCGCGGGGGCGAGCGCGUGUCUCGGCUCUUUUCUAUCCCGUCGUGCUGCUGAACGCUCCGAUGUAAAUAACGAACUCCUUAAUGAAUUCCGUGAAUUCUGUGAGUGGUGACGGUGCUGGAAACGUGUGGAAGAGGGGGAAGCGUGGUCGCACUAACGGGUGGCUCCAGCAUGCCCGCGAGGCUCCCAGCGCUUGUAUUUCUGAGCCAUCUUCUCGCCAUCGCUCCGAGGUACUACGACCUGUACAUAUAUUUGAAACUCCCCGGUGGUUUCUCUGCUCUUUUUGAGAGAAGAAACGUUUGUUCUUUUAGAAAAUUAGAAAUUUGAUGUUAAUUGCUUGGUUAUUGUUUCUACUACAGGAGUUGAUUUAAAAAAAAAAUAAAUCAUGGAUAGUUUUAUGUGGUAAAAGGCAGAAAAAAAUGUUGGAUCUCUAUGGUUUCUCAUAUGCCACAGAUUGCUGUAUUCAGGGGAUUUAUAUGGCUAUUAAAAUCUAGUAAUUUAAA
This is a messenger RNA of Anas platyrhynchos (mallard), 2382 nucleotides long. It is a transcript of the gene ABHD6, whose product is annotated as abhydrolase domain containing 6, acylglycerol lipase. The record is from RefSeq and is a predicted model, not a curated record. Lineage: Eukaryota; Metazoa; Chordata; Aves; Anseriformes; Anatidae. Gene Ontology annotation, biological process: acylglycerol catabolic process. Gene Ontology annotation, molecular function: monoacylglycerol lipase activity. Gene Ontology annotation, cellular component: AMPA glutamate receptor complex; membrane.